Messenger RNA from Arabis nemorensis, 5004 nucleotides. Lineage: Eukaryota; Viridiplantae; Streptophyta; Magnoliopsida; Brassicales; Brassicaceae. The record is from the annotation of a GenBank genome assembly.
AUGAAGAAAAAUGAAAAGAAUGGAUCAGCAGGAAGGAACAUUCGCACCAGAUCUACAUCUACUUCAGCUAAUGCGUCAACAGUACUAGAAACCUCUGGUUUGAGGAGGUCAAACCGGGAAACACCAUUUAAGAAGCCGAUAACUCCAGCAUCUGGUACCAGAAAGUCAGAGAGGCUAGCUCCCUCACCUGCUUCAGCUACAAUAAAGUCUGGUACAAUGGAGAAGAAAAACACAGCAAGUCCUUUGCAAAGGUCUGGUAAGGGAAAGAAUGUAUCCUCAGAGAAUUCCAAAGGCUCGGAUAAGUCUGUCAGGAAUGCAGACACAUCAGGAGAUAUUGAGAAGAGCAUGGAUAAAAUGAAAGAUAAUAUAGAAGCGUCAACAAGUAAGGUCAAGGAACUCGAGCCUAAAAUGACUGGCCGAAGCUACAGGGCGUUGUUUAGAGGGCAGCUCAAGAAGAAAGUUACUGCUCCUUCAAACGACGAGGAACUAGUAGUUGUUGGUUGCUCUCGCCGCGUACCUGCAGGCAAUGAUGAUGCUCAAGACGUUAUCGAAGAUUCUCCACCACAUGUGAAUUCAGACUCAAAAAUGCAGCCAGUUGGCGAAACUAAUAUAGAGAAUGGCACUGAUUCUCCUUUGAAAUCUAUUAGGGACACAGAAAAGAUGGUGCUUGAUGCAUCCCCCAUCGUUCAAGCAGGGGGAGACAACGUUGUAGGCUCGCCUGAAACACAAAAGCUUCUUGUCAGUAAAAGUAGCUUAGAAACUGACAUAGAUUUGCCAAUGAAAAGAAAAAGGGACAAUGUAGGAAUUGGGCUGGAUGCAUGUGACAUAGGUGCAAAUGCAGAUGACUGUGUUAUGAGUUCUGAUGGGGUCAUUCCAUCUCCAUCCGGGUGCAAAAAUAUUAAUCAACCUGAAACGUGCAGCACGUGUGAAAAACGACAAAAGGUCGAUGGUGAUUUCGAAAAUCUGAGUGUUUGCUCAUGCAUUCCCCAGCCAGUCCAAGAAUCUGAUCACAUGGCACAGGAUAUGAAGGAAACUGGACCCGCUACAAGCAGAGACUGUAGGGAGAACAGGCAAAAUAUGCAACAAGAUAAAUCAUAUGAUCCCAAAUUGUCAUCGAUAUACCCAGAGUAUUGGGUUCCAGUGCAGCUAUCAAAUGUACAGCUGGAACUAUACUGUCGGACUCUCUUCUCCAAAUCUUUAUCUCUUUCUUCGCUGUCUAAAGAUCUUGUUGGAGCUCUUGAAGAAACUCUCACUUCUGUAAGGAAAACCUGUGACCAUCCAUAUGUUAUGGAUGCUUCUUUGAAACAACACCUCACCAAGAAUCUGGAGUUGCAUGAAUUCCUGGAUGUAGAAGUGAAAGCAAGCGGGAAACUUCACCUCCUUGAUGCAAUGCUUACUCAGAUAAAAAUGAACGGUUUCAAAGCAGUUGUCUUCUACCAGGCAACACAAAGCCCUGAGGGCCUUCUGCUUGGUAAUAUUCUUGAAGAUUUUGUGAUUCACAGAUUUGGUCAAAAAUCUUAUGAGCAUGGGGUCUGUUCCGCAAAGAAGAACGCAAUAAACAAUUUCAACAAGGAGAGUGAAUGUUUUGUUCUGCUGUUGGAAACACGUGCCUGCACUCAAAGCAUUAAACUCUUGCAGGCUGAGGCUUUUAUUCUUUUUGGAAGCAGCUUGAAUCCAUCACAGGAUGUUAAGUUCUUAGAGAAGAUAAAGAUCGAGUCAUAUUCGGAAAGAACUAAAAUAUUCCGGUUGUACUCAACAUUUACAGUUGAAGAAAAAGCCCUGAUUCUGGCUAGGCAAAAUAAGCGGCAAAAUAAAUCUCUGGAGAACCUAACUCGUCCUCUUAUACAUGCACUGCUCAUGUGGGGGGCUUCAUAUUUAUUUGAUAAGCUGGAUCAUUUCCACGGUAGUGCCCCAGAUUCAGGAGUUCCAUUUGAACAAUCUAUCAUGGAGGGCGUGAUUCAUGAAUUCUCGUCCAUACUUUCUUCCAAAGUUGGAAAAGAAAAUGAAGGCAAACUGUGUCUACUUUUGGAAGCCAGGUAUGCUCAGGGAACUUACAGCACAGAUUCUACUCUAUUUGGUGAAAAACAUGUUAAGUUGUCAGAUGAAGAUAGUCCAAAUAGAUUUUGGACAAAGCUGUUGGGGGGAAAGAACCCUUUGUGGAAAUACUGUUCGGAUACUCCUCAAAGGAGUCGUAAAAGAGUACAGUAUUUUCAGGACUCUGAAAAGAUUGCCGAAAUUGCCGAUGACAGAAAUAUAAAGAAGAAAAAGAAGGCUUCCGCCGAUGUCACUGAUCCCCCAGUAGAUAACAAUGAAAGAAAAGCCUCUAGGAAGGAUCACAUGGGGGCUUUGGAGUCGCCAAAAGUCGUACAGCCGUCAUGUAGCUCUGCUUCUGAUUCUUUGGGCCGUCAUAUCUCUGAAAUCCCUGAUGAUAUGUUAGCUGGCAAUGAUUGGAGGAAAAAACCGCACGAAUCACAGAAGAGUCUCCAUGCUGUUUUAAAGUCGAAUAUGGCAGAACUUGGCAAAGUUUUGCAUCUUUCAGAAGAUUCGACAAGCAUGGUUGAAAAAUUUCUUGAGUAUGUUAUUGAAAACUACCGUGUCUGCAAAGAGCCUGCCACCACAUUGCAGGCCUUCCAGAUAGCCCUGAGUUGGAUUGCAGCCUCGUUGGUAAAGCAAAAACUUAACCACAAAGAAUCUCUGGUCCGUGCAAAAUCUGAAUUAGCUUUUAAUUGCUCUAGAGAAGAGGCAGAUUAUAUAUACUCCGUAUUGGACUGCAUGAAGAGUCUAUUCCUGGAGCACACACAAAGGGAAACAAUGCGUCAGGAAAAGAACAAUACGAAGUCGAUGUGUUGCUCAGACAGUGAAGAAUGCAUGCCUGAGAAGAGAGGUAGCCAUUAUAGCUUAGCAAGAAAAGAUAUUAAGAAGACUAUUAGUGACAUCAAAAGAAAAUGCAAGAAGCAAGAACAAAAGCUUGUACAAAAGCAUGAGGAAAAGAAGGUGGGGCUGGUGAAUAAUUAUGCAAUCGAGAAGCGGCAAGUUGAAAGUAGAAAACAGGUGCAAAGAGCAGUAAUUCGUAUUUCCUGUUCAGGGACAAGUACUCAAAGCUUAGUGGAUGAACUCAAGCUGCUGGAUCGUGAUUAUGAAAAAGAAAUUGAUGAAAUCUCAAGUGAGAUGGAUAAAUGCCUUAAAAGUCUAGAUGAAAUGCGUGAGGUUGCAAAAAAGAAGUUGGCUGAGUAUGAAGCCUGUUGGAUUAGUCGGCUAGAGAACUGGGCACAGGUAGAACUAAUAGAUUGUCUACCCAUAAAAAGUGGCAACAACAAGCAUUUUAGUGGAAUAUGCUCAUCAAACCCUUCCAAAAAUGGUCCUGACGUACAAACUUGCAAUGAUGCCAAUAGUGAAGCUGCUUAUGGUGAUACAAGUUGCAUGGUUUCCAAGGGUAAUCAAGUGCCAGAAGCAGAAAACACAUUAGGAACCAUGAAGGGUGGCAGCACUCAACAAGUUCAUGAAAUCGUGGCUUCAAAAAAUGACAUAAUGGAUGUCUCAAGCUUGUCUCGUGAACAGCCACCAGACAAUGUGGCUACAAAGAGCCAGUCCAAUGAGAACACUGCUGGCCGUCAACAGGAUUUUGCGGCCUUGAAUGUGCAUUCGUCAGAUUACCAGACUUGUGACAAAGUGACAUCAGUGGCACCAGAUGAAGAUGUUCCCUCAAGGGUUCCAGAAAUAUCCCAGUCCCCAGCGUUUUCUUUGAAUAGAGAUGAGGCUUUGGUUACGAUAGAAAAUAAUAGAGCAAGUCAUAUGGGUUUUGAUGUUGAUAACAUUUUGGACCAGCAGAAUGAGGAAGCUUGUUCUUUUGACAAGGAGAUUCCUGACGAGUCUGUGGUAGAGACUAGGGGUUCUACUGAAUCUGAUCAGGAUGAUCAAAAUAUAUGUCCUCUGCCUUCUUCACCGUGUGGAAAGCAACCAGACCCAGCAGCAAAUAUUCAGGCCCAAAAUAUUGAAGUAGCAAUUGAACCUCAGCCAGCUGGAUCAGAAACAGUAGAGACUGGUGCUUUUGCUGCAUCAGAGCAGGGGGAUCAAGUUGCAUGUCCUUUGUCCUCUUCACCGGCUGGAAAUCAGAUUGACCCGGUGGCAAACAUAGAGGGCCAAAAUAUCAGGACAUCAGCUGAGCCUCACAUAGCUGUUCCAGAUGCAGUAGAGAUUGGUGAUUCUGGAGUAUCAGAUCAGGAAACAAUGGGUGCUCAAGAUGCAUGCUCUCCACCAUCUUCAUUAGUUGGAACUCAGACUGACCUCGCAGCAAAUAUUGAGGGCCAAAAUAUUACAACAGUGGCUCAGCUUCACACAGCUGGGUCAGAUGCAGUAGAAACUGGUGGUUCUCCUGUUCCAGAUCAGGGUGGUCAAGAUGCAUCUCCUCUGGGAUAUCACCCUGACGCAGCAGUUAACAGUGAGGGUGUAAAUGACACGACAAUCGCUGAGCCUCACACAACUGGCUCAGAUGCAUGUGAAAUGGAAAUAGAAGAACCUAGUCCCCGAGUAGAGCAGUCAACACUUGCAAAUAACCUUGUACAGAUUGCCCAUGAACGUGGUGUGGAGCGUUCAGCAGGUGUCACAGCUCCUGUUGCAUCGCUUCUUAACAAUGAUAUGGGACAGGUUGCCGUUCAACCUGUUCCCCAAAUACCUUUCCCUGUGUUCAACGACCCUUUUCAAUAUGAACUGGAGAAGUUGCGGAGAGAAUCAGAGAACAUAAAGAAGACAUGUGGAGAAAAAAGAUCAAUAUUGAAAGCUGAACUCGAGAGGAAGAUGGCUGAAUUACAAGCAGAGUAUCAGGGAAAAUUUCAUGAGGUAGACGGUGAGGAGAACACCAGAACAAUGGAGAAUGACAAGAACAUGAAUCUUGUUUUAAUGAACAAACUGUUGGCGAAUGCAUUCUUGUCCAAAUGUACCGACAAGAAAACAUCUCGUACCUCAUCAGCUCCAGGAGGUAAGUGUCCGAAUGCUAGAGCAAGUUAG